Molecule: messenger RNA, 1249 nt
Organism: Hibiscus syriacus
Lineage: Eukaryota; Viridiplantae; Streptophyta; Magnoliopsida; Malvales; Malvaceae
Product: probable xyloglucan endotransglucosylase/hydrolase protein 8
Exons: 4
Coding region: 182-1084 (300 amino acids)
Biological process (GO): cell wall biogenesis; xyloglucan metabolic process
Cellular component (GO): apoplast; cell wall
Molecular function (GO): hydrolase activity, hydrolyzing O-glycosyl compounds; xyloglucan:xyloglucosyl transferase activity
Source: RefSeq, a predicted model, not a curated record
UUGGUACAAUCACAAAUUAAACGGACAAAAGAGCUCGGUUCACUGUUCUGCCGCUUCACACAUGAUCACAUGAAGUGUCUGAAUUCUGAUACUCGUUUAUAAUUACUCUCAGAGAUCCAUCUCCAGAAGAUAGAGAUCUCAUCCUCUUCUUCAAAGAAAGAAAACUCUCCAGUCAAAAAAAAUGGAGAAAAGGGCAUCUCCAAUGGCUUCUCUACUCUUCAUCGCACUUCUAAUAUCUGCGUUUCAUUCUUCAUCUGAAGCAGCUGAUUCACAACCUUCAUUUGGAGACAAUUUCAGCAUAAUGUGGUCCGAAGAUCAUUUCAAAACCUCCGAAGAUGGCAACACCUGGUACCUCUCCUUGGACAAAGAAACUGGCUGCGGGUUUCAAACCAAGCAAAGAUACAGAUUCGGAUGGUUUACUAUGAAACUGAAGCUGGUCGGAGGUGACUCUGCCGGCGUUGUAACAGCUUACUAUAUGUGUUCCGAGAAUGGAGCGGGGCCAGAACGAGAUGAGCUGGAUUUCGAGUUUUUGGGGAACCGAACCGGACAGCCGUAUUUAAUCCAGACAAACGUGUACAAAAAUGGGGCCGGAAACCGUGAAAUGAGGCACAUGCUUUGGUUCGACCCUACCGAAGAUUACCAUUCAUAUUCCAUUCUAUGGAACAAUCACCAGAUUGUGUUUUUUGUGGAUAGAGUUCCCAUUAGAGUGUUCAAAAACAAUGGCGAUGAUAAAAACGACUUCUUCCCCAAUGAGAAGCCGAUGUAUUUGUUCUCGAGCAUAUGGAACGCGGACGAGUGGGCGACGAGAGGUGGACUCGAGAAAACGGACUGGAAAAAGGUGCCGUUCAUAUCGUCCUACAAGGACUUCAGCGUCGAGGGUUGCCGAUGGGAAGACCCGUAUCCGGCUUGUGUAUCGACCACGACCGAGAACUGGUGGGAUCAGUACCAGGCUUGGCAUCUAUCUGAUUCACAGAAGAUGGAUUAUGCUUGGGUGCAGAGAAACCUAGUUGUUUAUGAUUAUUGCAAGGAUUAUGAUCGGUUUCCGAAAUUGCCUGGAGAGUGUUCAUUGAGUCCUUGGGACUAGGAUCUCUCGUCAAGUAGAGAAAUUUUUGUAUUUUUUAUGGAUUAUUUAUUAUUCAAUUGUUCUUAUGAUAUGAGCGUGCAUAUUGACUAGAUCCAUCUAUGGAUCACUAUUUAUUAAUCAUAUAAUUCAAUAUUUUAAGAAUUUCAUAAGCGUUGUUGUGGCGAA